Messenger RNA from Paramecium tetraurelia, 1035 nucleotides. RefSeq lists its product as uncharacterized. Gene Ontology annotation, biological process: box H/ACA snoRNP assembly; ribosome biogenesis; pseudouridine synthesis. The record is from RefSeq and is a predicted model, not a curated record. Lineage: Eukaryota; Ciliophora; Oligohymenophorea; Peniculida; Parameciidae. The transcript is spliced from 3 exons. Gene Ontology annotation, molecular function: RNA binding. Gene Ontology annotation, cellular component: sno(s)RNA-containing ribonucleoprotein complex.
AUGAACGAUCAUGAAAGUAGUGAUUCUAGCAGUGAUGAAUUUUAUGAGAAAAUUAAAGCUCAAUUAAAUAUCAUGGAUGAUGAAGAGAGGAGUUCAAGAAUUGUAAGCAGAAAUGAAGUAUUACCAAAAGUUGCAUUUGUUCCUCCAGAAUCCAAAGAACAAAGGGAAUUCAAUUUCAAUUAUAAAAAUUCAGAUCGAAUUCAACUGAUUGGCAAAAUUGAAUCCCUAACUAAGGAAAACAUUAUCAUUUAUUCCAAUCUUUUGGAAUUUGUCAUCAAUUUAGAUUAAUUAAUAGUUAAUGGCUAAUAAGAGAUCUUAGGAAAAGUUGAUGAUGUUUUUGGGAAAGUUGAAAGACCACAUUAUUCAAUUUUGUUGGAUGGAUAUGUGAACAACCUAGUUUAAACUAAUUAACUAAAAAUUGGCGAUGAUGUCUUUAUUAAUAUUGAUAGCACUUCAGUUCUUAAUCCUGAUGCUAUCAACAAAAAAGGCUGCGAUGCUUCUAAUUAAUUUGAUGAAGAAGUUCUUAAUGAUUGUGAUGUUGAGUAUUCAGAUGACGAGAUCGAAGCUGUGUCUAAAAAGAGAGGAAACAAAGAAGAAGGAGAAGUGAAGAAGAAUCAUAAAAAAAACAAAGAAAAGCAUCCUAACUAAUAAAAGCAUGAUAAAUAAUUACCAUUUCCUUAAUAAAAAUUUAAAGCUUAGGGUAAUAACCCGUAAACAUAAUAAUAACAAUAAUAAAUGAUGUAAAUGUAGCAUUCUAUGCAGUAAUAGCAAUACUAUUAAUAAAUGUUUCUUUAAUAGCAGAUGUAAUUGUAAAUGUAAUAAUAAUAAUAAUAUUAAUAACUAAUAUCUAAUUAGUAGGCUUUUCCAUAAUAAUAAAUGCAAUAGCCUUAAUACAUGUAACAAAUAUAUCAGUAACCUUAAUAAUUAUAGCCAAACCCUCAAUUAAAUCUCCCUUACAAUACAUAAUAAAUUAAUUAAUAACUAAAUUAGAACUUGAAUUCCCUUUUCUAAAAUAUUAAACCAUAAGAUUAAUGA